Molecule: messenger RNA, 1251 nt
Organism: Prunus armeniaca (apricot)
Lineage: Eukaryota; Viridiplantae; Streptophyta; Magnoliopsida; Rosales; Rosaceae
Source: the annotation of a GenBank genome assembly
AUGUUGGACCUUCGGUAUGCUCUGGGCCUCGGUAGGGCGUUCGAUCUGCAAGAUAGCAAAGGCUCAGUAAGACCUAGGGCACCGGUAUGGUACCGGCCGAAGGCUCUCCGAUGCUUAAGUAAGUACGGAUUUGGUAAGAUUGAACUACAGAUCAAUAGGCAGUAUGCCAGUUUCGAUGUGGGACUGUGGGCUUCAAUUGUGGGACUGCCACGUGUCCCUAGGGGUGAAGUUGCCUUAAUCGGGCGAUCGGUAGGAACGGUACUGAAGCUAGGUGCCGAAGGCUUCCAUAGCUUUAGUUUGGUCCACGUGUCCGAUGCUCACUGGCUGUUCAUUUUGGAAAUGUUGUCCAACCGUUCCGUAACCCAGUUGGUGGAGGGGCUCAACUUUGGCACUUCUGUUCUUGUUCAUUCAGAGGUUGACGUUGAGGAAGUCAGAAGGGGUGACCCCGAAGACGAAAUCACUUUGCAUUUUGUGAGAAGCGAGAGCUCUGUUGAGGCGAUUUCCGACGAUAGCAUUCGGUAUUCAAAGCAAUUUCCGACCGGGCUAACGGUAAACCAGGAGAUUUCCGGCGUUGCGAACGGUAAGAAAAGCGAUUUCCGUCAAGGUAAUCGGAAGCACAGUUCGUGGUCCUCAUCCAGAGCUCGACAUAAGAUGUCUGAUAGCGAGUCAUUUUCGGAGCGUGAGCCCAAUGCGUUCGGUGAGGAGUCAUCGGAUGGUCUUUUUGACUCUGACAGUGAAGCGGUAGGCCUCGAUUCCGGGGACGGAAGUGAUACCGAUGUUGAGAUACUCAGUGAAGGCCCCAGCUCCGCACCUUCACAUGGCAUCAGGAAAGGGCUAAUGACUGCACCGGUACCGUUGGUUAUUGUCUAUAGCGACGGUCGCCACAUUGGUCAAGCCUUGCCUGGGGAGAUGAGCGCUAGUCGCCAGUCAGAGGCCUCCACUUCCGGCCGUGGGGAGUCAGCUGCCGAACCAUCUUCUCGGCUGAGGGUAUCGGUAGUCUAUCCCAGCAAUCCUAGGGUUCCGAUAGGAGUUCCGAAUGAGCACCUAUUCGGCGUAGAUUAUUUGGAGCCCAACAGGAUCACCGAGAGGGAGAUCGCGAAAUAUCGCGCCGAGUAUUUCAUACUAGAUUCGGUAGGGAUGAGGAUCCCAACUCCAACCGAAUCUCUAAGCAAGCCGAAGAAUGGCGAAGUCGUCUUUUUCACGGACGUACUUCUGAAAGGAGUGAGGCUUCCGCUGCAGCUUGCCGUUUAG